UUGCCCAUUUCAAAAUCUCUAGUCCUCUGCCUCCACACCUCUGUCUGUACUAAUUUUUGAGUGUCACCCGGUCGUAAUGGCGAGAGUUUUGGUUUUCGAAAUCGUGGGUUUAUUGGGUCUGUUACUACUGUUUGGCUUGUGGGAAAAUAGCAGUGAAUCAGAUGGAGUUUAUAAUCUUCGCGAGUUGAAAACGGUCGUCGAUGACAUUGGUGAAGAGCUUCAAGAUACUCUGGCCAGAAUCCAAGGAUUGUUUAUUUCAGAGGAAGAAGAUAUGAAGGAUGAGCUUUUAGAUCCUGCAAAGCUGAGAAUGUUUGUUGAUGAGAUUCCUGAUAUGCCGAGACUCAAAGGUUUUGAUUUCAUCAAUGGUGUUCCAAAGCCAAAGACACUCAAGAUUGGAAUGUUCGUGAAAAAAUGGAAGUUCCACAAAGACCUUCCUGCAACAUCAGUGUUUGCCUAUGGCGCAUCAAGGAGUACAGCAACUGUUCCUGGACCAACCAUUGAGGCCCUCCAUGGAGUUGACACCUAUGUCACAUGGCAAAAUCACCUCCCUUCCGACCAUAUUCUUCCUUGGGAUCCAACCAUCCCUACUGCUAUCCCAAAUAAGGGCAUUCCUACUGUGGUGCACCUCCAUGGUGGCAUCCAUGAGCCUGCAAGUGAUGGAAACUCAAACUCCUGGUUUACAACUGAGUUCAAAGAGAAAGGACCCACAUGGACUCAAGAAACUUAUCACUAUACCAACAAUCAACAACCUGGAAAUCUAUGGUAUCACGAUCAUGCCAUGGGUUUAACUAGAGAAAACCUAUUAGCCGGCUUAAUUGGAACUUACAUAAUUCGCCAUCCAAGUGUAGAGGACCCAUUAGGACUCCCUUGCGGUGAUGAAUUUGAUCGACCACUGAUGGUGUUUGACCGUAGCUUUCGUAUCGAUGGUUCCAUAUACCUGAAUUCUACAGGAAACAAUCCAUCUAUACACCCACAAUGGAAACCAGAAUAUUUUGGUGAUGUAGUAAUCGUAAAUGGAAAAGCAUGGCCGUAUAUGAUGGUACAAAGACGAAAAUACAAAUUUCGUCUCAUUAAUGCCAGUAAUGCAAGAUUUUUUCGAUUUUUCUUCACCAACGGUUUGAGAUUCAUCCAUGUCGGAUCUGACUCGGCAUACAUUGAGAAACCUGUCAUAAAUAAUGAAACUCUUGUUGCCCCAUCUGAAAUUGCUGACAUAGUUGUUGAUUUUUCUGAGUCAAAGACUAAUAUUGCUAUUUUGGCUAACAAUGGACCAGAUGCGUUUUCACCAUCACUUAGUAAGGUCAUGAAGUUCAUCAUCAAUAAGAAACUUGAGGACGACACGUCACGAGUACCUAACAAAUUGAUUGAAUAUCCAUUACCAGAUCCAUUUAGUGCACCACUUACAAGAUAUAUCGCCAUGUAUGAAUACACUAGUGAUACUGAUGAACCUACCCAUCUUUACCUCAAUGGCAAAUCAUAUGAAGAACCAGUUACAGAGAUUGUCAAGGUGGGGGCUAGCGAGGUGUGGAGUGUGAUCAAUUUAACAAAAGAUCAUCAUCCGUUCCACAUUCAUCUCGGGUUGUUUAUGGUCUUAGAGCAAAAGAAGUUGGUGAAUAGAGAUGAGUUUGAAGAAUGCAUGAAGAAAAAGAAUGAUGCGAUCGAAUGCCAAGUAAGCAAGUAUGCACGUGGCAGGAAAUUAGAGGUGCCAGCACAUCAUAAAGGUUGGAAGAAUGUAUACACGAUAUCUCCCGGGUGUAUGGCAAAGAUUCUUGUUAGAUUCUCUUAUAUACAUUCGAAUGAAUCGUAUUCCUUUGAUGCAACUGCAGAGCCCGGCUAUAUAUAUCAUUGUCAUAUAUUGGAUCAUGAAGACAAUGUGAUGAUGAGGCCCUUGAAGCUCGUUAACUAAACUUCAUAAGUGUGUAUAUGUAUAUAUGUAUAUAAUUCCACUGAUGCAUGUAGUUUUUUGGAAGGUAUUUUGAGAUCCAUAUGAAUGCUAGUUCGUGCUUUUCUUUUCAA
Carica papaya (papaya) is the source of this 2013-nucleotide messenger RNA. Its product is annotated as multicopper oxidase LPR2-like. Gene Ontology annotation, molecular function: oxidoreductase activity; copper ion binding. Lineage: Eukaryota; Viridiplantae; Streptophyta; Magnoliopsida; Brassicales; Caricaceae. The record is from RefSeq and is a predicted model, not a curated record. Gene Ontology annotation, biological process: cellular response to phosphate starvation.